This is a messenger RNA of Hemibagrus wyckioides, 1381 nucleotides long. It is a transcript of the gene htatip2, whose product is annotated as HIV-1 Tat interactive protein 2. The transcript has 6 exons. NCBI's taxonomy places the organism in Eukaryota, Metazoa, Chordata, Actinopteri, Siluriformes, Bagridae. The record is from RefSeq and is a predicted model, not a curated record. Gene Ontology annotation, cellular component: cytoplasm. Gene Ontology annotation, biological process: import into nucleus. The coding region runs from base 70 to 888 and encodes 272 amino acids.
CCAGGAGCUGAAACACGGAAGAGGGCGAAUCAGUUCUCCGGUUGUGUUUCUAUAUCAGUGAAACCUGUUAUGACGCUUUUAGAGAGCGGCUUUACUGUUUUAGUUGUUUUAGUCGCGUUAAUCGCAGCGCUUUUACACUACAUGGAGAAUUCAACGGGAAAUGUGGCGUAUAAAGGGAUGGAUGUGGCUGCACUAGAGGAAAACUUCAGGCAAAAGAAUAAAAGUUGUUUUAUUCUUGGUGCUUCUGGAGAGACAGGGAAAGUUCUGUUAAAGGAAAUUGUGCAGCGCAAUAUAUUCACCAAAGUUACCCUGAUCGGCCGACGACGGCUGAGCUUUGAGGAUAAAGCGUAUGAAAAUGUGGUGCAAGAAGUGGUGGACUUUGAGAAGCUGGAUGAAUAUGCCCAAGCAUUUCAGGGUCAUGAUGUUGGGUACUGCUGCCUUGGAACAACCAAAGCUAAAGCAGGGACUGAGGGAUUUAUCCGUGUCGAUCACGACUACGUACUGAAAUCAGCAGAACUAGCCAAAGCUGGUGGUUGCACACACUUCCACCUGGAGUCAUCUAAAGGAGCUGACAAAACCAGCAGUUUCCUUUAUUUAAAAACCAAGGGCCAAGUUGAAGCAGAUGUAGAGGAGCUGGGCUUUGAGCGAUACUCCAUCUACAGACCUGCAGUGCUGUUGGUGAACAGAGAGGAGAGCAGACCAGCCGAAUGGAUGGCACGCAAGUUUUUCGGAGCAUUCGCCUCCGUGUUCCCCACAGCGAUGUCCAUUCCCAUCACCGCUGUGGCUCGAGCCAUGCUGAUCAGCACGCUCAUCGAAGGAGAGCGAAAAAGCGAGAUCCUCGAAAACAAAGCCAUUUACAACCUCGGCAUGAUCGGGGAAAAGCUUUAAGCUGUGGAUUGUCCGAGUCUCGUGUAACAAGUGCUUUAAUUUCUUCCUUCAUUAAGGGACGUUUGGUGAUUUGGUGAUCUGCUGUUCAGAGACUUUUAACUACAUUGUGUAAAACCAUAAGGGAUUUUCAGUUUCUCUGUGAGCUUUUAACAGAUAUGAGUUAUUUCCAAAGGCUGCUUAUCACUAAUAGGAGUCCUGAACUGUCUGUUUUGUGCACUUUGAUUUGAUUUAAUUGCAUUAUUUUCAUUUUUUUCAUUAAGGAAUGAACGGAAUUUCCUUGACUAUCAAUUCAGGUUAAAUUAUGUUUAAGGGAGUUAUAUACAGACGCUUAGUCUAAGAUUUGAUUAGAUUAAGAAAUGAUGUACAAAAUACUGCUGCAUCACUGAAACAGUUUUUUUUUUGUUUAAGAAUAAACAUAUUAAUUUCACAUUUCAAGCCUUCAGAUUCUGUGCUCACCAUUUUGUUAUUAAAACACUGAUUGUUGUGCCAUUGA